GUCAGCGAGAAGGUUGGAGGAGCUGAAGGGACCAAGCUUGACGAUGACUUCAAGGAAAUGGAAAAAAAAGUGGACCUGACCAGCAAGGCAGUUACUGAAGUGUUGACCAGAACAAUAGAGUACCUCCAGCCAAACCCAGCUUCCAGAGCCAAGCUAACCAUGCUCAACACCAUGUCGAAGAUCCGCGGGCAGGUGAAGAACCCCGGCUACCCGCAGUCGGAAGGGCUGCUGGGGGAGAGCAUGAUCCGAUACGGCAAGGAGCUGGGUGAGGACUCCAACUUUGGCGACGCGCUUCUCGAUGCUGGUGAAUCUAUGAAGCGGUUGGCUGAAGUGAAGGACUCACUGGAUAUUGAAGUCAAACAAAAUUUUAUUGAUCCUCUGCAGAACCUGUGUGAUAAAGACCUGAAAGAGAUCCAGCACCAUCUCAAGAAGCUGGAAGGCAGACGCUUGGACUUUGACUACAAGAAGAAACGACAGGGCAAAAUCCCCGAUGAGGAACUUCGACAGGCCAUGGAGAAAUUUGAAGAGUCCAAGGAAGUAGCAGAGACCAGUAUGCACAACCUCCUAGAAACUGAUAUUGAGCAGGUGAGCCAGCUCUCAGCCUUGGUGGACGCCCAGCUGGACUACCACAGGCAGGCAGUGCAGAUCCUGGACGAGCUUGCGGAAAAACUCAAACGCAGAAUGAGGGAGGCCUCCUCGCGCCCCAAGCGGGAAUACAAACCCAAACCCAGGGAGACAUACGACUUUGGAGAAACUGACCAAUCUAACGGGGGCUUCUCUUGCAAUCCUACCCCCAAAGUCUCAGCUUCCUCCUCUUUCCGAUCCGACAAGCCGUCCCGAUCCUCCGUCAGGAGUAUCCCCCCCCUGGACCAGCCCUGCUGCAAGGCUCUUUACGACUUUGAACCCGAAAACGACGGCGAGUUGGGUUUCAAGGAAGGUGACAUCAUCACCCUGACCAACCAGAUCGAUGAAAACUGGUACGAGGGCAUGAUCAACGGCCAGUCGGGCUUCUUCCCCCUCAACUACGUGGAA
Molecule: messenger RNA, 1032 nt
Organism: Antrostomus carolinensis (chuck-will's-widow)
Lineage: Eukaryota; Metazoa; Chordata; Aves; Caprimulgiformes; Caprimulgidae
Gene: SH3GL1
Product: SH3 domain containing GRB2 like 1, endophilin A2
Exons: 9
Biological process (GO): synaptic vesicle uncoating
Cellular component (GO): glutamatergic synapse; presynapse; cytoplasm
Molecular function (GO): protein binding
Source: RefSeq, a predicted model, not a curated record